CCUCUCCCUUUCCCGUAAUUUGAGAUCACGUCUUCCUUCUCAACCUCCAUCUCUUGCACCGCGCCGUGCGUGCGUCCGCGCGUUAUUCAUCCCGCCGCACCGCUCCUUUACAUCACACUCUCCUUGCUCCACCGUCUUGCUAUCGUCUACCAGCGCCCUCGCCUCUUGACCCCACCGCUCGCUACCGCCGCGCCAUGCCCGCCCGCUCCCGCGGCAAGCGCGGCGAGCGCGUCCGCUCUGUCCUCUACCAUACAUCAUUCACUUUCUUCCUUCUCCUUCUUGCUGCGCUGUUGAUGGGCUCGGCAUGGGGUCUCGGCGAGCAAGCAUGGCGCACCGACCACCAGCGCCGGUGGAAUAUGUUCGCAAUGGUGGCUGCGUAUGCCGCAGUGGCUAUCAUCUCGUUAUCGCAGAUCUGGUCGCGCGUGCUUUCGGUCAGGCGCGCACUGAACACCAUGCCCAAGCCUUACAUGCCUACCAAGACGAUGGACCUGCCGAAGAAAGUCGCGAACCACAUCGCCACCGAGUACUCUCGCACCGCCAUGAUUGCGCACAUUUCGCAAGCGACCGCGGGGAUGCACGAGGGCUGGGGCCGACCAGGGACCAGGUGGGAGGGCAUCCACUACCGGACCUUCAUCCUGGACACAUUGCCGGAGAUGCGUGAGUGAUAUGUGGGAGAAGGACUGAGAUCUGCGAUGGGCCCUCCGGCGUUGUGGUUCUCUUCUCUCGCGCCGCGUGCGCAAACCUCACUUCGUGACUUUGGGCCCUCACCCGCUCGCAGAAGCAGACUGCCACUUCAUGCCGAUUAUGGGCUUCUGCUCUGUGCUCUCAUGACAGAAUUCGCGCCCCGCUGACAUUAGACGUCCUCCUCCUUGACGACGCGCCAUUGCGCCCCAACAAUCUCAGAGCGCUCACCGCCGCUGCGCAAAGGAUUGAUCCACCACAACGCUCUGGCGAGCCGUCGACGCUCGAGCUCUUCGUCGCCAGCUACGUCGACAUG
Messenger RNA from Cutaneotrichosporon oleaginosum, 997 nucleotides. RefSeq lists its product as uncharacterized. The record is from RefSeq and is a predicted model, not a curated record. Lineage: Eukaryota; Fungi; Basidiomycota; Tremellomycetes; Trichosporonales; Trichosporonaceae.